GCCAGCCCUGUGCUGAGUGUCAGAGGUGCCCAUGUGCUGCUGAUUAAAGAAAAGAAAAAAAAAAAAAGUCUUUUGCUCACUUUUAAGUUUUAGAAGAGAAAUGUGAGGAGAAGUAGGACAAAAUCUGAAUGUAUUUGGUGCUCAGUGGGGGGUAGGGUGUGUGAACACUACUGAGUGGUGAAGGGCAUGAAAUGAAAAAGAUUCAUGCAGUGUAGACAAGCUUCUUUUCUUUCUCUGCAUUGCCUAAAUCUGGCUCUAGAGCCACAGGAAAUGGGGGACUGUUUUGUAAGAUAGUAGGGGCCUGCCUUUGAGUGUUUUAUAAAUCCUGAGUGGUAAUGAUACUAAACACAAAAGCUCCACUUAGAUAUUUGCUACAUGUUCUAUUUAUUAGGUUUUUUAAAACUUUGUGCUUCAGACUUCAAGCUGGUAGAAACAAAUUUUGUACAGCUUAGAUGAAGUGAAAGCACAAAACAACGAAAGAGAAUACAAUACGUCUUUAUUUGCAUGUUAGCAAAUUUGAGUUCAGCUUUUGUUUCAUUGUCGUCUAUGAAAUAUUUCGGCCUGUGUUGAGAGCAUACAUAUCUUAACUGGAGCUCAGCAGAAUGACUGGAGUAAAACAAAGAUAUCAUUCAAACACCUAUGUGUCCAUUGAUUAGCAAAACUUGGAGAUUUCUGACCUAACAUUGGCUCCACCCUUAAAAAUUGAGGAGAGGAGAAGGCGAAGGAAGAGAAGGAAAAAGAAGAACUUAACUGUACAUUCAAGGAUAUAAGCAGCAUUUUUGAUCACCAGCAGCGAUAUUAGACUUCGAGCUUCCUCUGUUCUGACAUGGAAAGUGCAGUGCAGAUCGCUCUCACCAUCAUCAUAGUUGCAGGUUUCAUAAUUGGGAGUUUGGGCAACGGAUUCAUAGUACUGACAAACUGCAUUGACUGGACCAAUAGAAGAAAGCUCUCCUUAGUUGAUCAAAUCCUCACUGGCUUGGCACUCUCCAGAAUUGGUCUGCUCUGGGAAAUAUUAGUAAAUUGGUUUGGAUCUCUGUAUUAUUCUGCCUUACUUAUGCGUGGACCAGGACUAAGAAUGAUUGCAUUUGCCUGGAUAAUUACCAAUCAUUUCAGCAUCUGGCUUGCUACAAUCCUUAGCAUUUUUUAUUUGCUCAGGAUUGCCAACUUCUCGAGCCCUUUUUUUCUCUACCUAAAAUGGAGAGUUAAAAAAUUGAUUCUGAUGAUAUUGCUAGGAAGUUUAGUCUUCUUGUUCUUAAAUCUGAUACACAUAAAUGUAUACAUUAAUGACUGGAUGCAUGUAUAUGAAGGAAACACAACUUGGAAUUCCAGAACAAGAGACUCUGCAACAUUUUCAGGGCCGACCAUACUCACAGUGACUAUGUUUACACUAAUACCAUUUACUGUGGCCCUGGUCUCUUUUCUGCUGUUAAUCUUCUCCCUGUGGAAACAUCUCAACAGGAUGCAACUCCAUUCCAAAAGGCCCAGAGAUUCAAGGACCAAGGCCCACAUAAAUGCCUUGAAAACUGUGAUCUCAUUCCUCCUACUCUACAGUACUUUUUUCCUGGCCCUUCUCAUAGCGUCUUUGUCUCAUACACUUCAAAACAAACUGUACCUGAUGUUUGGCCAAGCAAUUGGAACUGUCUAUCCAUCAAGCCACUCAUUUAUCCUGAUUCUGGGAAACUCUAAACUAAGGCAGGCUUCCCUUUGUUGCUGUGGCUGCAGAGGUGGCGCUGACAGAUGA
Loxodonta africana (African savanna elephant) is the source of this 1741-nucleotide messenger RNA. RefSeq names its product taste receptor type 2 member 13-like. The record is from RefSeq and is a predicted model, not a curated record. Gene Ontology annotation, biological process: G protein-coupled receptor signaling pathway; sensory perception of taste; detection of chemical stimulus involved in sensory perception of bitter taste. The coding region runs from base 827 to 1741 and encodes 304 amino acids. Gene Ontology annotation, molecular function: bitter taste receptor activity; G protein-coupled receptor activity. The transcript has a single exon. Gene Ontology annotation, cellular component: membrane. NCBI's taxonomy places the organism in Eukaryota, Metazoa, Chordata, Mammalia, Proboscidea, Elephantidae.